This is a messenger RNA of Venustampulla echinocandica, 1041 nucleotides long. Its product is annotated as Elongation of fatty acids protein. Gene Ontology annotation, cellular component: endoplasmic reticulum membrane. The transcript is spliced from 4 exons. Gene Ontology annotation, molecular function: fatty acid elongase activity. Bases 1 to 1041 code for a protein of 346 amino acids. Gene Ontology annotation, biological process: fatty acid elongation, monounsaturated fatty acid; fatty acid elongation, saturated fatty acid; fatty acid elongation, polyunsaturated fatty acid. NCBI's taxonomy places the organism in Eukaryota, Fungi, Ascomycota, Leotiomycetes, Helotiales, Pleuroascaceae. The record is from RefSeq and is a predicted model, not a curated record.
AUGUCGUCAACAGAUAUCUUCAAGUCGGUGCCUCUACCGAGCAUCGAGCGCCCCUUUGGUAUCCAGCUAUGGCCUCUCUUCGACAAGGCCUUCACGACGGUCAUGGGCUAUCACCCGCAAGACUUUGAAUUCCAGCCGCGCGUAACACCGAUGUCGACGAUGAAGGAGAGCGCCAUGACCAUUUUGACAUACUACCUUGUAAUUUUUGGGGGGAGGGAAAUAAUGCGGAAUCGGGCAGCAUUCAAGUUGAAUAGCAUUUUCAUAGUGCACAACUUCUAUCUCACGGUCAUCAGUGGGGUCUUGCUGGCGUUGUUUAUUGAGCAAUUAGUGCCUACCGUCUACAACCAUGGCGUUUUCUAUGCCAUCUGCGAUGUGAAGGGUGGCUGGACGCCUCCUUUGGUGAUUCUCUACUAUCUCAAUUAUCUCACCAAAUACAUCGAACUACUCGACACAGUCUUCCUUGUCCUGAAGAAGAAGCCAUUGACCUUCCUCCAUUGCUACCACCACGGCGCCACUGCCCUCCUCUGCUAUACCCAGUUGAUUGGCCUGACCUCUGUCUCAUGGGUGCCCAUCACCCUGAACCUGAUGGUUCACGUCGUCAUGUACUGGUACUACUUCCAGAGCGCGCGCGGAAUCCGUAUUUGGUGGAAGGAGUGGAUCACCCGACUCCAGAUCACUCAGUUUGUCAUUGAUAUCGGGUUCGUCUACUUCGCAUCGUACACCUACUUCACCUCGACAUACUUCCCAUGGAUGCCGAACUCGGGCAACUGCGCCGGAGAGGAAUUCGCGGCAUUCGCUGGCAUGGGCAUCAUCAGCUCUUACCUCCUCCUGUUCAUCUCGUUCUAUUUCGCAACCUACAAGAAGGAUGGCAAACGCCCCACCGGUCGCAAAGCCGCACGAUCCUUGAAAGAUGCUCAGGUGCCAGACGUUGCUUCUCUGCUCCACAGUAAGUCCCAUGGAAGUGCCAACGGAGCGGCCAACGGCAAUGCUACCACCACUGCCACCCCAAGCCGCCCCGUCACCCGAUCGCGCAAGGCAUAG